AUAUCUCACGACACCAUACAGUCCUGCUCAACCAGAUUCUCUUUCUUUCAACGAAAGCAUCAUUGUAGAAGGUGUGGAAGUGUAAUCUGUCAAAGACACAGUUCAAAUUCUCUGCCUUUGUUCCACCCUCAUACUUUCCGUAACACAGGCCAGUGGAGCCGUGUCUGUGACAUGUGCUUUCAAGAU
This is a messenger RNA of Phycomyces blakesleeanus NRRL 1555(-), 186 nucleotides long. RefSeq lists its product as hypothetical. The record is from RefSeq and is a predicted model, not a curated record. Gene Ontology annotation, biological process: protein targeting to vacuole; protein transport to vacuole involved in ubiquitin-dependent protein catabolic process via the multivesicular body sorting pathway. Gene Ontology annotation, molecular function: metal ion binding; ubiquitin binding; phosphatidylinositol-3-phosphate binding. The annotation marks the transcript as partial. Gene Ontology annotation, cellular component: ESCRT-0 complex. NCBI's taxonomy places the organism in Eukaryota, Fungi, Mucoromycota, Mucoromycetes, Mucorales, Phycomycetaceae. The transcript has 2 exons.